AUGAGGAAGCAUCUGGGCGGAUGGUGGCUGGCCAUUGUCUUUAUCCUGCUCUUUGGCCACCUCGCCGUGGUCAAGGCCAGGGGCAUCAAGCACAGAAUCAAGUGGAACCGGAAGGCCCUGCCGAGCACGGCGCAUAUCACCGAGGCCCUCGUCGCGGAGAACCGCCCGGGAACCUUCAUCAAGCAGGGCCGGAAGCUGGACAUCGACUUCGGGGCGGAGGGCAACAGGUACUACGAGGCCAACUACUGGCAGUUCCCCGACGGGAUCCACUACGACGGCUGCUCUGACGCCAACGUGACCAAGGAGGUGUUUAUGGCCAGCUGCAUCAAUGCCACCCAGGCGGCCAACCAGGCCGAGUUUUCCCGGGAGAAACAGGACAACAAGCUGCACCAGCGCAUCCUCUGGCGGCUGACCCGGGAGCUCUGCUCCAUCAAGCACUGCGAUUUCUGGCUGGAACGGGGAGCGGGACUUCGGGUCUCCGAGGACCAGCCGGUGAUGCUCUGCCUGCUGCUGCUGCUUUGGCUCUUGGUGAAAUAA
This is a messenger RNA of Propithecus coquereli (Coquerel's sifaka), 537 nucleotides long. RefSeq names its product prion protein 2 (dublet) (gene PRND). The transcript has a single exon. The record is from RefSeq and is a predicted model, not a curated record. NCBI's taxonomy places the organism in Eukaryota, Metazoa, Chordata, Mammalia, Primates, Indriidae. The coding region runs from base 1 to 537 and encodes 178 amino acids. Gene Ontology annotation, cellular component: membrane. Gene Ontology annotation, biological process: protein homooligomerization; intracellular copper ion homeostasis. Gene Ontology annotation, molecular function: copper ion binding.